This is a messenger RNA of Teleopsis dalmanni, 2211 nucleotides long. Its product is annotated as porphobilinogen deaminase. NCBI's taxonomy places the organism in Eukaryota, Metazoa, Arthropoda, Insecta, Diptera, Diopsidae. The transcript is spliced from 4 exons. The record is from RefSeq and is a predicted model, not a curated record. Gene Ontology annotation, cellular component: cytoplasm. Bases 298 to 2004 code for a protein of 568 amino acids. Gene Ontology annotation, biological process: heme biosynthetic process. Gene Ontology annotation, molecular function: hydroxymethylbilane synthase activity.
CUUUAUCAAAUCGCCCAUCUGAUGAGUUAAGUCGCGAGUGUUGAACGUGGAGUUCAGUUAUUUUGUAGAUUCGACCUGUAGAGCAGAGUUUCUGAAAACAUGGGAUUGUAAAAUUUUGUAACGCAAUUUAACAUUUGUAAAUAUGUUUUCAUUCAUGUAGAGCGUUUGGUUUUCAUUCAAAGUUUCGAAAACGUGAAUAAAUACUUUCACAAGUUAUACAGGGUGCGACCAAAAAAAUUUACUGAUAUAUGUAAUAUAUUAUUUAAUAGCACAUAAAAAAUAACGUAAACUAAAGCAAUGAAUGACGAGAAGCAAAAAACCAUUCGCGUUGGAUCAAGAAAGAGCGAGCUUGCACUCGUACAAACCAAACAUGUCAUCGCACGCUUACAGAAGCUGUAUCCUAACAAGAAAUUCGAAAUUCACACCAUGUCAACAAUGGGUGAUCGAGUACUUAACAUUUCGCUGCCAAAAAUAGGAGAGAAAAGUCUUUUCACGAGAGACUUAGAAGAUGCACUACGAAAUGGCGGUGUUGAUUUUGUGGUGCAUUCACUAAAAGAUUUGCCUACUGCCUUACCCACAGGAAUGGCUAUUGGUGCCGUUCUGGAACGCGAGGACGCCAGGGAUGCGUUAGUGCUUAGAAACGAAUAUAAUGGCUAUACUAUUGGUACCCUACCGGAAGGUAGCAUAAUAGGAACUUCGUCAUUACGUCGUACUGCUCAGAUAAGACGUCAGUAUCCACAUUUAGUGGUUUGUGACAUCAGAGGAAAUUUAAAUACUCGUUUGGCAAAGUUAGAUGCCACAGACUCAAAAUUUAGUGGCAUUAUAUUAGCUCAAGCUGGUCUAGUGAGAAUGGGUUGGAUGAACCGCGUCAAUCAAAUUUUGGAACCAACUGAUUUAUUGUAUGCAGUUGGACAAGGUGCUUUAGCUGUUGAAUGUCGUGCUAACGAUGAAGAAAUUUUAGGCAUGCUACAGAAACUAAUGUGUUUAUCUACCACGUGUCGUAUACUUGCGGAGCGCAGCUUUUUAAAAACUCUUGGUGGGGGUUGUAGUGCUCCUGUAGCAGUGUGUAGUAGUUUAUGUGGAGAUGUAACAGAUGCGAAUGCUAAUAAAGAAGCAGGUUUAUCUCUGAUGGGUGCGGUGUGGAGUCUAGAUGGUAAUACAGAAAUACGCGAUAAAUUGAAGUGCUCCCUUGCGUUUAUUAAAAGUAAAAAUGCGGAGAUAAUGAGCAAUAAUAAUGCCGAAGAUAGUAAUGAAGAACCACCAACUAAGCGAGUUCGAAGUAGUGAAUCUAUCAGCCCUGAUAGAAAUCGAAACAGUCCACCUGUAAUAAACGAUGACGCUGACGUAGAAGAUUUAUCGAAGUCGUAUGAUGUAAAUGAAUUGAUUGAAAAACAUAUUGAUUUGGCUAAAAAAUGCCCGGUGGUUGGUACAGAUGUGCCAAGUAAUCAUAUCAAAAAUGGAAAUGUUUCGCCAGAACGAGGUGGAGGUGAUGCUGAUAUUGUACAUAGUGAAGCGCACUGCCCUUUACAUAUUGAGAUAGGACAAGAUUUCAUGGGCCAAUGUCCAUUUGUAAAUAAUGAAACUAAAGUGUCCUUAGCCAACGUAGGCAAAUGUCCCGUUACACAAACUUCUUCCUCUACUAAUGCGGGAAAUGACGAAACUGACCGUUGUGCGCCUUCAAGUUCAAAAUGUCCAUUUUCUUCAUUACAUCAAAAUGGAGAUAAACUGAACAGCAAUGCUACCCAUGGCAAGUGUCCGUUUCUUCAGAAGACUGUGCAAAUGUUUGAUUAUGCAGAUGAAGAAAAACCAGUUCCUACAAAAAUACCUCUUCUCAUUGAAAAUGUUGAAAAACUUUUUUGUGGACUUUACCAGCACGAAUGCUAUAGUCGUGAAUUAUUUAUUAAAAGUAAUGAACUUGGAAGGCACUUAGCAGAACAGUUAAUUAGUAAAGGUGCUUUAGAUGUAAUGAAGUGCGCUCAAGCGGAAAUACACAGCAAAGCCUAAUGAGUACAAAAUUAAAUCAACUAUUUUUUAUGUUGAAUAUUUUUUAGUUGAUAUACAUGACAUUUAUAUCAUAUAAAGAUUUAGUUAGUUGCAUUCUUUGAUUGUGAAAACAUUGCCUUUGGUUAUUUAUUAGCUAAUUUGUUACUCAUCAGGAUAUCAUUGUUAAUUUUUAAAUACAUAAAAUUGAUUUGGGGUGUUGGCAAUAAA